AUGCCUUCCGAAGUCUCCGAUAUCAAGCAGUUCAUUGAGAUCUGCCGCCGGAAGGACGCUUCCUCCGCCCGCAUCAAGCGCAACCGCAAGACCAGCCAGACCAAGUUCAAGGUCCGCUGCAACCGCUUCCUGUACACCCUCGUUCUUAAGGACUCGGACAAGGCCGACAAGCUCAAGCAGAGCUUGCCUCCUGCCCUCAAGAUCGAAGACGUCUCCAAGGGUGGCAAGAAGAAGACCAUCUAA
Molecule: messenger RNA, 243 nt
Organism: Talaromyces rugulosus
Lineage: Eukaryota; Fungi; Ascomycota; Eurotiomycetes; Eurotiales; Trichocomaceae
Exons: 3
Coding region: 1-243 (80 amino acids)
Biological process (GO): translation; protein-RNA complex assembly
Cellular component (GO): ribosome; cytosolic large ribosomal subunit
Molecular function (GO): structural constituent of ribosome
Source: RefSeq, a predicted model, not a curated record